UCCAAUGUACAGUUUCUUUGCAGGUUCUUGGAAGUAAUCCAGAAAGAUCAUUGUUGGCUUCGUACAUAUCAGAUAAGACCGUCAGAAAAAUCUUCACUUUGUCCUAAUGCCAUUUUGUUAAUUUAUUUUUUUGACUUUUAACCUACAGAAGAAGAUAAGAGGCAAAAAUGGUGAAGGAAGACAAACAAAUAGUUGGAGCUUUAUACGGCAGCAAACACAUUAGAACAGCUUUCCAACUGAAAAAGUUGCGUCGAUUUCGACACCAAACGGAGAUUUGAUGUCAGAAAUGUUUGACCACAAGCGAUCGAUUGCACCAACUCCACCGUCCAAGAAAAGACGACCCACUCUAUAAAUAAGUAUGGAAAGAAUUUUCACCAUCAAAUUGUAGCUUUUCAGAAUCAAUUUUGGCCUUUUUCUGGAACAGAUGGAAGAAUCCAGGAUGUUUAAAGGGGCAAAGAUCCUUCAAAAAAUUGUAAUAUUAAUAUGUUUCGAAUGUGUAGACGAGGAAAUGAACUCGGCGAAGGAGAGGAUUCGGACAACAAUCAAGGCGUUGGAAGGCUUCGAUUCUUCGAAUUUUAAUGAUCUAAUAAACUUCUCCUUGAAGGUCGACGAGGAAUUCAAUACGGUCAAAAAGAGAAUUCAGACAAGGAUUGCAGAGAUCGGAAAAGACAUGAAUCGGGACUCGCUCGUUGAAAAUCUGAAGCUGCAAUUUUCUAACAACAUUUCUCCGACAAUCUUGACGGGCGAGGAAAUCAAAGGAGAAGGAGGCGUGCCUAUGGAAGUUGAGCUAAUCGAUCUUAACACAGGAAAAGUUGUGGAUGCCGAACCGGAAGCUUCUUUAAGUGUCGAAAUAUUUCUAUUACAAGGAGAGUCGUCUAAUGUGUCCGAAGAAUUCGAGGAGGUCAUUGGGGACAAGGAAGGAAAUAAAUCCCUUCUUGUAGGAGAUUUGGGCAUAAAAUUACUAAGGGGAGUCGGUGUGAUGAAGACCGUGAAGCUCAAACAUCGAGCUAAGAAAGUGAAUCCGCCGGUGUUUUGUCUAGGGGCGAGAGCGGUUGUCGAUAUGAUCGACAAGGUUGGGAUAAAGGCAGCCGUUACGAAGCCCUUUACGGCCAAGAAUUAUCGGAGAAAGUAUUACGAAAAGCAUGACAUCCCAUCUUUGAGCGACGAAAUCUACCGACUAACAAAUAUUCGAAAAGGCGGACCCAUUUCCCGGCGUCUCCAGGCGAAUGAAAUCGAGACGGUAGAGGAUUUCCUGAUUUGUUUCUUGAAAGAUCCUGAGGGGCUCAGAAGUAUUGUCGCCAUGGGGGGAAACAAAUGGAAAGACACACUCGCCAAUGCCCGGGCGUGCCAAGACCAAAGGAUGUACUGUUACGCCGACAUUCAGCAAAAGACUGCGAAUGUAUUCAAAAUUAUCGGAGAAGAUCAGGAACUGCAUUUGGACGGCCAAUAUCUGUCAACGAACAGCGAGGCCGAGAAGGCUCGGGAAUCCCUAUUAGCAUCUUCUUAUAAGCAUUGGAAGAAGGAAAUAAAACGCUUCGACAAUGAGGAUUCUCUUAAGGAACACUUGGCUCAUAUCCAGAAAUCAUGGGACCCUCCGGAUUCACAAAUACCGGAUAAUUACUUUUCGUCAUAUUUUGAUCCGGGCGGAGAAAUUUAUGCACACAACUAUAAUCUUACACUCCACGAAAAUUUCAUUACGGGGACUCCUCAAUAUUCCUCUUUUAGUCCAGAAGUCGAGCUUUGGUGUUCUGACCAAUGCUUUAUUAAUUCAGACAGGCAACCUAAUAGCGGAGAACACACCAAUGCUCGAUUUGUGGAAUUCCAAGAUGUCCGGGAUAGACAACCGAUGAAUGGAUGGAAACUAUUUUCUUCUGUCUGGAAAUGGUCAUCUGUCAUUAAGAAAAAAAGAUCGGCAAGAUGCCAAGGAGCAUACAAAACAAACGUUCACCAUAAGCUCGACUAAUUAAGGCCGCGUACUUUUAAUUAAUAUUUGAAUUAUGAUUAUGCAGAUGUAUUCAUUUUAAAAGAGAAUAGUAGAUAAAGAUUAAUUAGUCUUUUAAAGUAAACAUAUUUUUAUGUGUCGUGUUUACUUUGUACUUUUAUUAUCGUUUUAGCAAAAUGUAAU
Andrographis paniculata is the source of this 2125-nucleotide messenger RNA. Its product is annotated as calmodulin-binding protein 60 A-like. Gene Ontology annotation, biological process: regulation of salicylic acid biosynthetic process. The record is from RefSeq and is a predicted model, not a curated record. Bases 425 to 1963 code for a protein of 512 amino acids. Lineage: Eukaryota; Viridiplantae; Streptophyta; Magnoliopsida; Lamiales; Acanthaceae. Gene Ontology annotation, molecular function: sequence-specific DNA binding; calmodulin binding; DNA-binding transcription factor activity. The transcript is spliced from 7 exons. Gene Ontology annotation, cellular component: nucleus.